ACGUGACAGCAGCAAGCUUCAAACGGCUGAGAGUGCGGCGCUGCGCGAGCCUCAUCAUCCUCUUCCCAACAGCCAGCAGAACCUCUGCAGCGGCAGAGAGGAGAACCGACCGAACCACCGGAGGGUCUUCACCGAGCCAAGGAAGCGGGCAACAUGGCGGUCCCCCGUUAAAACCAGACCCACAUUUAUCCUCUUUGUUCUACCCCCCCGACGCCUCGCUGUCUUUACGCGCCUCCGCUGAGGAGGGGCCGCCGCCGAGGAGAAGGAGAAGCGCUCCCGAUACAGGAGGAGAGCAGGAGCGGCUGAGGAGGCAGCUUUUCAAGCCGGAGACCUGUUCAGUUCGGUACCAGCCGAAUGGCGGACCGCGAGGCGUCUCCGAUACCGUUGGAGAUCCGAGCCCGGCUGGCGGAGCUGGAGCUGGAGCUGUCAGAGGGGGACAUCACUCAGAAGGGUUAUGAGAAGAAGAGGUCCAAGCUGAUCAGGGCAUAUGCUGGAGCUUUUCUGCCUGCUUCUGUAGGUAUGGAGGGGCCCAUGUCUCACCGGGCCCCGCUCGGCCCUCCAGUCGCCGCCCGUUUCCACCGACGGAGAACGUCUGGAACGAGAGACGAGCGCUACCGAUCAGACGUCCACACUGAGGCGGUCCAGGCAGUGUUGGCGCGGCACGUGGAGAGGAAGAUGGCGGUGCCCAUGCCUUCCAAACGGCGCUCUCUGGUGGUCCAGACCUCUAUGGAUGCGUACACGCCUCCAGGUGAAGAUGCUCACUCUACACAGCCUCUCUCUCUCUGAGCUACUGCACUGGGAUCUAAAAUUAGCUGUGAUAAAAGCAGCUUAUAUUAGUGAGUUGCAUCUCCUGACUUUCCUCCAGAGAAGAAGCCCUUUGCUCAGACAGGAUUACACCUCUUCAGCUCUCAGCUUUCUCAGACCGCUCUGACAGAGGAAUGCUCACCAUCUUGGAAAAUGCAAACAAUGCAGAUUCUCUGUGGCGUAAAAACCCGCCGAGGGAUUUACAGAACACCAGACCAUGGAAAGCUGUAACCGCUGCACCCAGCCAACAUCUGCAGCUGAAGUAACAUUAAAUGUUUUUGUUAAAAAUUCCCAAAGAUGGGCAGUGGAGAUGACCUCUACGUCAAACCAGACCUCAUUAGAUUCUCUGUAACCAGAGUUGAUGCAAUCGAUUUGAUCUUGAUUGAAUUUUAAUGGAGAAAUAAUAAUUUGCUCCUUUUAUAAUUUCCUUCUUAACCUUUGAGAAUGUCCUUAAGUAGA
Messenger RNA from Cyprinodon tularosa, 1263 nucleotides. RefSeq names its product disco-interacting protein 2 homolog C-like. The transcript has 4 exons. The record is from RefSeq and is a predicted model, not a curated record. Bases 355 to 786 code for a protein of 143 amino acids. NCBI's taxonomy places the organism in Eukaryota, Metazoa, Chordata, Actinopteri, Cyprinodontiformes, Cyprinodontidae.